Messenger RNA from Cimex lectularius (bed bug), 1531 nucleotides. RefSeq lists its product as uncharacterized. Lineage: Eukaryota; Metazoa; Arthropoda; Insecta; Hemiptera; Cimicidae. The transcript has 4 exons. The record is from RefSeq and is a predicted model, not a curated record. Bases 80 to 1345 code for a protein of 421 amino acids.
UUCUUUUUUUUCGUGUCGUAUGACAUUCGGAGGGAUAUUUUUGAUAACUUUAAUAGUUUCUUGUUAAAGGGGUGUAAGUAUGAUACUCUGCCUUGGUAGCGUCCAAAUUACUUCUGAGCAUGUUAUAAUCUUCCAUGUUGUUGGGUUUAAAGACGGUCCGGUUAUAUUUGUACUUUAUAGUUCUCCCUGUAGGUUUUUCCUAAACUACUUUAUCGAGUUUGUAUGGAAUCCAUUUCCGACUAUGCCUCGUAUUGGUAUUGUACUCACUGUUUUGCUUUUCUUCGAGAUUCAGCUUCUACCUCUUCGUGCCUCUUUCGAUUUUAGAAGCACUCUCAACGGUCUUCUAAGAUGGACAUAUUGUGAUACGACAAUAUGGCAACCUACGACGACCUCGAUCGAACUGACUUUGUUGAAAGGAUUAGAUGUACUGGAAAUUGGAUGGCUUGGCGGAAUACCACAGAGUCACGUACCGGCAGUUCAUGUUAAGAGCAGCGUCGACAACGGAACCUUGACCGAUGGCAGUGUAACUCUGUAUGAAAAUGGAAUUUCACUAAUCGUCAAAAAACGGGCAAAUGACGUUUACGAGUUUCAAGGAAAUUGGAGAUGGCUGACCUUUGGAGGAGACACCGAAGGAGAGUUCCACGCAUCGGUGGAUUGGGACCAAUUGAAAAUCCACACGGAUUUCAACUUACAAGAAAAGUUCGUUUUCACCGUCCAUCUGCAUCUCCAAACGUUGAACGGAGUGUUCCGAGGUGAUAAAACCGGCCUUCAGACCUACGAAGUGACUGCAGGUUCGUCCAGGUUCUCUUUAAAGGUGUCCGGAAAAGCCAAAGGGUUUGUCACCAAUUACCAAGUUCACACCGAAGUCCCAUUCGAACUGGCCGAUGUCAACAGUAAACUCGUGGUCAACUUCGACAAUAACGACAGUCAAUACAAAGCUUUGAGCGGAGCUCUGUGGCUCGGGCCGGUCGGCCUUCAAGUUGACUUCGACAACAAGGGGAAAUUUUUCUGCAUCGGCCAUUUGAAUUUUGCAGACGUUUUUAAGGCGACCGCCCGAGUGAACACGAACAAUGGAUACUUGAAGUUCCAUUCAACUUUUCGUUACUCCUUUGAGCACGCCGUGAUCAAUGCCGAGGUGAACGCCGAUUUGGAAGGCGCCUAUGAUGUAGAAACUAAACUUGCACUUGCAAAAAGCCUCCAUCUGAAAGUUAAAAUAGACAAGAAGGGAAACAUCUCAGGUGGCAUCAGGUUUGAGAAAAACGGAUAUGGUUUUCAGAUCGACAGCAACACUAAUGCAAAUUUACAAAUAGAAAUUGUAGCCAACGAACAGAACUCCUUAAAUUAAUUCACCAGGGCCUCAUAUCGCUCAAUAUUGCACCUAUAUACAUAACUAUUAAUCAAAUCGGGUUCCCACCGCUUUCUACUUGAAAAAUCAACACGCAAAAUCUCUAAAACUUGUAUAAUUUUAAGCCUAUGUUUUCGAUUUAUAUAUCAUAUUUGUAACAAAAAUAAAAUUAAGUUUUAAGCAUGA